CUCCGAGGCCGCCGCCGACCCAAGUCUGUAAACAGUUCGGAAUGCUGCUCAGCGUUACGCGCCGUCGCGCACCGACUGCGCUUGCACGCGCGGGUCCUGCCCUGCUCGUCCGCGGCCACUGCCAGGUGCCGUGCGGCAUUUUCGACGACCCUGCGCGCGUCGCGGCGAUGAAGGAGGACGCAGCGACCAUCCGCAAGUCGAUGGUCCAGAUAGGCGAGCUCGCCGGGAAAGGCGACGCCCUCUCGUUCAACCAAGCGACGCGGUGGGUCAUGACGAAGGAGGCGCACGCCGGCUCCCUCAUGACCACCCUCGGAGAGUACAUGCUCGCUCAGCGCGUCAAGCGGGAGCUCUUUGACCAAGACGAGGAGUACGUUGAGGCGCUCAAGGCGCACCACGCCGCCCUGCAGGCGGCGAUGAAGACCAAGCAGGUCGUCGACGUUGCCGCCUGCGACGCGCUCGACACGGCCAUCGAGAAGGUCGCCCCCAUGUACCUCAAACAAGCGUAGCUGCUGAGGUAGCCGCUCCUGUGCUCCCGCGGCCCUCUUGUCUCUUCUGCGGCAGGGCGGUCGAGGGGAGCGUGCGACUUUGGCUGUGCGCACGAUCUUCGGCAGAGAGGGGGUGGCUUGCCGCGCUGCCGUGUCGCGCUGCCUGCCCCUCCUCACACCCGCGCCAUUUGUGUCCGCCGAGAGAGCGUCGUGACUGACAACCGAGUGUCGGUUCUAGCAAACGACCGCGGCGCGGUGACUGAGGUGUCGUCGGUGCCGAGGCCCGGGGUGUGUGUGACACAUCUCACAUGGACAUGCGAGGCAUCUCGCCUCUUGAGCUGCUCGCCUUCCUCCAAUAUUUUUAGAUGCGUAUGCGACGCAGCACUCUCGUUCGAGAGGCCGCGGCGUCAACAAU
This is a messenger RNA of Emiliania huxleyi CCMP1516, 900 nucleotides long. RefSeq lists its product as hypothetical. Lineage: Eukaryota; Haptophyta; Isochrysidales; Noelaerhabdaceae. The record is from RefSeq and is a predicted model, not a curated record. The coding region runs from base 42 to 506 and encodes 154 amino acids. The transcript has 4 exons. Gene Ontology annotation, molecular function: nickel cation binding; superoxide dismutase activity.